AUGGCGUACCCGUACUCCGACAACAUGUACUCCAUGGUGGACGACGACUCAGACGUCGACCCAAUUGACGAUCCGCUUCAGGCCCAGACAGUCCUGAACGAUCAGGAGGACCAGGACCCUACCGAGCAACAAGUGCUUCUCUCGCCCAGCGACGGUUACUUCCGCGCGUCGGAGCAAGCGACAUCGCCGUCGUCGCAGGCCCAGGACUCGUGGCAGCCCUCCUAUUCGACUCGUGCUGCGGCGUCAUCCCAAGUUCCCCACGUCCCUGACGUCUGGGUAGCAGAUCCAUCUCUCGAGCACGGAAGCACUGCCGAGAGCAAGGCCAGAGAAGCUCGCGAGGAGCAGGAACAAAACAGACAGCGGUUCAACGACCGAUAUCCCGCCCUUGCAUGCAACAGAAGCACAACCUCUCCGGCUGCUGGCGGCUCUAUUGGAGGAAACAUCCCUUCUACACACUCACCGGCACAUACCAGGAGUACUUCGUCCAACUCGUUCAACUACGGGUCACACUACCAGACAUCUCGGUACACCCCACCAUCAACAGCAGCUACGCCCAGCCGGUCUCGCCGCAGCGAGACCUUAUAUUCGGAGCGCUCUUCCCUUUUCUCCCAUCCCAACGAGGCGCCUCCAGCCUACACGCCAUCCCCCACGUCGCCCACAAGUGCCGCAAGCCCAACAAACUACAGAACCUUCUCACAAUCCAGCAUGGGUAGACCAGAGGAAGCUCAAGGCCUCCUGGCCGGCCAUCAUCGACCUGAGAGCAUGGCAGACCAUGGCGAUGAGGAAUUGUACGAUGCUGAGCCUGCGUGGCGAGAACGGGUAAAGCGACGAUUGCCUUGGUUCAACGGCAGGAACUGCAGGGCUGUUCUUCUGUGCUUGGUGUUGCUGCUGAUCGCAAUUGGUUUCCUCGUAACCAUGUUCACAUCUGUCAAGCAAGAGAACUCCAAACCUAUCAACUCCCCAGGUAGUAAGCAGCCAGUCGAUGAUGAACCAGUCAACGAGGCCCCAGACGGAGAAAAGCCAAGUGAUGGCACCGUCAGGAUCAACUACCCAGCCUUCGACGGCGAUGUCCCCUGGAACAAUGGGCGAUACUGCUCCUACAAGAAAAUCAAGCUACCAGAAGAGUCAUUCUCACUCGACUUUUCAGCCGGCCGAAACAUUUCUUUCUUCCAGGAUGUGGACGCCAGCGGACCUUCGGAGGGCUGGGAUGUCCAUGUAAGUGGUGAGGUGAUCAUCCGCCGCACGGGAGACGGUACCCCUGACCCAUCUGUCGUCAUCAACGGGAUCGUCAACGACGACCGGAUCCGAAUCGAUACUGUGUGGGACGGCAGCACGCAGCGGCUGGAAGUGCGUGUGCCCCGCAAGCUCCGUGGUGAUGACGGCCAUACGUGGCCUUGCCUGCAGCUGCGUGUCAUGAUCUGGGUACCUGAAAACGCUCAGCUUGACUCCUUGAUUGUGGAGAACACGCAUUUAGGCGCCCUGCUUCUGGACAACUUAGCUAUUGACAUCGCAACCUUUACUCGUAUCUCGAGCGUUGUUGGAGAGAUCAUUGCUGCGACAGAUGGUGAGCGAGACAUGCACGAGCUUGCUCUGAACGGCGCUCCAAAGUCAUUCAACUUCGACUCGAGAGUCGUUGAGGUCAAGACCACCUCUGGAUCGAUUGCGGGCGCCUGGCCAUUAUAUGACUAUCUCGGUGUUGAGAGUAUCUCUGGCAGCAUCAAGGUCGGGAUUGAACCCAAGGCUGUCCUGAAGAAAGCGCCCAAGCCUGCAGUGCUGUACGUCAAGUCCACAUCUGGCACCAUCGAACUAUGGGAACCCAUCCACCGCGCCAUCGAGACACUUGCGGCGCAAAGCAGUGCGCAAGAGGGCAUGGCAACAUUCACAGCUGAGAGCAUCAUCCCUCCGCGAGACUAUGGCGUCGAGAUCAAGGGCAUAUCAGGCUCUAUCAAGGGAGCUUUGGCAUUCACCUAUUCUGCCAACGUUCACACCACUUCUGGGAGCAUUGCGUUUGACUUCCUGCCCGUGCUUGAUAAGUCACUCGCGGACCCGAAGACAGAUAAACGCAUCGAUCUCGAAACCUCCACGACAAGCGGAACCACGGUUAUCCGUCUGCUGGACACUCUGUGGUCAGACGCAUCGUCGGGAUCAUUCCUGAAGCUCCCCACCCCUCCUACUCCUCCAACUCCUCCAACACCCCCUACUCCGCCCACUCCUCCCAAGCGCAAAGAGCCGCCCCCACCAGUCGACUACAUCCCGAUCUACGACGGCGAUCCGUACGACCUUAUCGGCAAGCCGUCCAUCGUCACAGAUCCGUCCUUUGAGAUCGAGAAGAAGAAGAAGACCGAGGAGCCGGUCGACUACGCGCGCGCUCUCCGCUGCCUGCACUCGACGCACAGCACGACGAGCGCGUCGGUGGCGCUGCGCUACCCUGUCUCCUGGGAGGGCGACAUUGAUGUCUCGACCAUGAGCGGCAGCAUCAGCGUCAAGGGCGAGGGCGUCGAGGUCAUCCGCAAGGGGCCGGACUUCCCGGGUGUGGGCAAGACGCUGCUUGCGCGCAAGGGCAAGGAUGGGGGCAGUGUCUGCAAGGUGAAGACGCUGUCGGGGAGUAUAGGGGUCAAGAUCGGCGAGGUUUGA
Molecule: messenger RNA, 2634 nt
Organism: Phaeoacremonium minimum UCRPA7
Lineage: Eukaryota; Fungi; Ascomycota; Sordariomycetes; Togniniales; Togniniaceae
Exons: 2
Coding region: 1-2634 (877 amino acids)
Source: RefSeq, a predicted model, not a curated record